AUGAACAAGAUUAUUUUCUACGAGGACAGAAACUUCCAGGGUCGGUCCUACGAGACCAGCAAUGACUGCCCUGAGCUCAACUCAUAUCUGAGCCGCUGCAGCUCUUGCCGGGUGGAGAGCGGCUGCUUCAUGGUAUACGAUCGCUCCAAUUUCAUAGGAAACCAGUAUUUUGUGCGUAGAGGCGAGUAUUCUGACUGCAAGCGACUGGGCUUGAGCGACUCCAUUAGAUCCUGCCGUAUCGUCCCUCAGCACAGAGGAGCCUUCAGGAUGAGGAUCUACGAGAGAGAGAACUUUGGUGGUACGAUGCACGAGCUCACGGAUGACUGCGAGUCCAUGACGGAUCGUUACCGUUUGUCUGAGAUGCGGUCCUGUCACGUGAUGGAUGGCCACUGGCUUCUUUAUGAGCAGCCAAACUACAGAGGCAGGAUGAUGUACCUGAGACCUGGAGAGUACAGGAGCUUCAGAGACAUGGGCCUCAACUUCAGAUUCAGCUCCAUGCGCAGAAUCAUGGAACCCUGCAAUUAAUAAUGAUGAAUCAGAAAUGAUUUGGAUGAUGAAUUAAAUGACCUUCAUAAUUACUUACUCUUCAUUUUGUUGUGUUUGUUACAUUCCAAAAGUUCAGUGAAAGGUCUUCAUGAAACAUUAUUUGUUUGGGAACACAGUUUGACCCCGUAAAGAGAGACCAGUAUGUUUAGUGAAGAUCAGGAGUCAAAUCUGAAGUUUCCUGAAGAGAGUUCUCCACACUUCCAAAGGCCGUAGAAAAUGAGUAAGAGGAUCCAGGCUUGAACUAACUUAGGACAUAGACAAACCAAUAAUUAUAUAGGAAUAUGAAAGAUCGGUUCUUCAGGUUCUGAUAGGGACAGAUCAUUUUAGCAAUGUCCAAACAUGAUGUUCAGUUCUUCACGCAAAAUUAUUUAAAAGCACCAUCUGUGACGCACUAUCCCAGCUAAAAGGGAACUUUCUUAGAACUUUGUCUAACGUUCUGGCAAGGUUCUC
Ctenopharyngodon idella (grass carp) is the source of this 996-nucleotide messenger RNA. It is a transcript of the gene crygm4, whose product is annotated as crystallin, gamma M4. The transcript is spliced from 3 exons. NCBI's taxonomy places the organism in Eukaryota, Metazoa, Chordata, Actinopteri, Cypriniformes, Xenocyprididae. Gene Ontology annotation, biological process: visual perception; lens development in camera-type eye. Bases 1 to 525 code for a protein of 174 amino acids. Gene Ontology annotation, molecular function: structural constituent of eye lens. The record is from RefSeq and is a predicted model, not a curated record.